GGGCAGGAAGAUGGCUAAGCGCACCAAGAAGGUUGGGAUUGUGGGUAAAUAUGGUACCCGUUACGGCGCGUCCCUUAGGAAAAUGGUGAAGAAGAUUGAAAUUAGCCAGCAUGCCAAGUAUACCUGCUCCUUCUGCGGCAAGACCAAAAUGAAGAGGAAGGCCGUGGGUAUCUGGCACUGUGGAUCCUGCAUGAAGACAGUUGCUGGUGGUGCCUGGACUUACAAUACCACCUCUGCAGUGACAGUCAAAUCUGCGAUCAGAAGACUGAAGGAAUUGAAGGACCAGUAAAAGCUACGUCAUGUUCUCCUUGUGCAACAUCCAUUUUUCCGCUGUCAAUAUCUGUCCUUUUAACAAUAAAAAGGUGAUAAUGGAGU
This is a messenger RNA of Nipponia nippon (crested ibis), 375 nucleotides long. RefSeq names its product ribosomal protein L37a (gene RPL37A). Gene Ontology annotation, biological process: translation. The record is from RefSeq and is a predicted model, not a curated record. Gene Ontology annotation, cellular component: ribosome; cytosolic large ribosomal subunit. Gene Ontology annotation, molecular function: large ribosomal subunit rRNA binding; structural constituent of ribosome. NCBI's taxonomy places the organism in Eukaryota, Metazoa, Chordata, Aves, Pelecaniformes, Threskiornithidae.